Messenger RNA from Penicillium brevicompactum, 1149 nucleotides. RefSeq names its product fungal specific transcription factor domain-containing protein. Lineage: Eukaryota; Fungi; Ascomycota; Eurotiomycetes; Eurotiales; Aspergillaceae. Bases 1 to 1149 code for a protein of 382 amino acids. The transcript has a single exon. The record is from RefSeq and is a predicted model, not a curated record.
AUGGAAGGAUCAUUUCUCCUCCAGAAUAUCUUCCUCGGAGACCUUCCACUACGAUCUCCGGACAGGGACUUACUCGCUGUGUCUCGCUCAGAACCCCGCUCCCAUUCACCGGCUCCGGAAACAUCGACAUCUACCAUAGGGCCUCCCGAGUUCUUCAUCAGGUCCGAUGCUUUUCGCUCAGCGGGCCACCAUCUUUUUCAAUCUGGCUUAGAGGGAAUGGGCUGCGGCAAUUCAUCUUUUUAUGACAAUCUUUUGAAGGCAUGUAACCUCUGCAUGAGGGAAUUCAAUGAGGCGCUCCAUGCGUAUUUCGAUUUUCCGGCCCUUUGCCGUCCCUUCAUUCCAGAGGAUGCAUUUUGGCAAGACUUCCAUGCAGACCGAUGUGGCUAUUCUCUUCUCACAGCCAUUGCCUGCUGUGGUAUCCCUUUUACAAAAGUGGAAAAUAAGUGGAACAAGCAGCGGCUCCUCGCCGGCAUGUUUAGAAAAGAACUUAUGAAGACUAUGACGGCCACACCUCAUAACCGUCCGAUCCGCCUGGACGAACUUGAGGCUAUGGCUCUUAUGGUCGAUUCUGAAUAUGGCAAUACACGCAAAACCGCGGACCCCCUUUGGAAUCUAUUCAUGACGCACGACGCCCUCGUCUUGAAAACUUUGCAGUCUCGAAAUCGCGGACCCAGGGGGACAGAUUCUUCGGCACUAUUUACACAGGCUGACGAGCGCUUCACGCUUCUCUAUUGGGAGGUCUAUUGUCUAGAUGCUUUUCAAUCUCUCAAUCACAAGGCCAUCUCUCUCAUUCCAGACAACGCGUUGGCGCUAGACCAGAAUCCUCUAAGAUAUGGAGUUCAAAGCUAUCUUGAUGCCAUUCUGAGCUUGUCCAUGGUUGCGCGACAAAUUGCCAGGAAACUGUGUAACACCACGGUGAAAACCACUGGUAUUGCUUACGAGGACAUCACCAUGCUCCAUGAACAGCUUUUUCGCUGGCGCAACCACAGUCUGCCUUCUGAGCUGCGAGUAUCGAUUGAUGCAGAGGACGAAUUCAUUGCAGAGACCCUUACUCGUCGGGGGGGCGACUCCGAUCCCAGCCAGCAGAGUGAUUCGCCUUCAACGGGCAAUUCUACGGGCACUCGAGAUCAAGUGUUAUUUACAGAUUGA